UUAAAGGCGUGCGCCACCACAGCCCCGCUCUCCUCUCUCUCUCUGUAUCGUUUUCUGCCUUUGCCCCACCCCCUUUGUCACUAGCCAGGCGAGCAGUCCGGCCGAGGCGGAUGUACGAGGGAUGAUUCAGUAGUGACAGGAAGCCAACCGCCUUGCCUGCUGCCCGCCAGAGUCUGUGGUGUUGGCAUUGGCUUGGGCAGGUGUGCCGGCACAGGAUGAGGUGGCCAUGGUGAGGAACCCCCACUCUCAGCUUUGCAGCCCCCUCCCCAAGCCGACAUGAGUGCCGACCUGAGUGCCGACCUGGAGCUGGUGUGGCCAUUGUCAGUACCACUGCUGCUGCUGUUGGGGGCCACAGCCUGGCUGUGUGUCCGCUGUUCCCGCCCAGGGGCGAAGAGAAAUGAGAAAAUCUUCGAGCAGAGGAACCAGCAAGAAAACGAACAGAACUUUACUGUGGCUCAGACCUACUCCCUGGCCAGGCCGGUGUGGCCAGGACCCCUGAUGGACACAGCCUCAGACAAGUCAUCCGAAAGGAAGAAUAAACUGCUGUUCUCGGACCCGGAAGGUCCUGAGUCCCUUAGGUACCAGAACUUCUACAGAGGAAGCAGACACGAGCCUGACGCUGCCUAUGUAUGCCCUGCCAGCUCCCUUCUGUUAACAGACGAUGAUUCCAACUCCUACGAGAACGUGCUCAUCUGCAAGCCCAGCACGCCCGACUCAGGUGACGAGGAAUCUGAGGAUUAUCAGAACUCAAUAUCUAUCCGAGAGUGGCGAGAAUCCAGGAGGACUGUGGGCGCACAAGUGUCCCUGUUAGAAAGCCCAGAUGAGGAGCCAGAUUACGUGAACGGGGAUGUGGCCGCUGCUGAGCACGUCUAGGAGAGAAUCAAUCGGAAGGAAGGGCCCACCGGAGUCAUGAGCUGAAGCGUUCACUGCCUGCUGAAGCCUAUUUUCCAGGGAUGCUCAAGCUUCAGACCUGGCUGUGGCUGCUCCUGGGAGGGGUUCCAGAACUUCCUGGGAGACAUUGGGGCUCGUCAAGGCUGCAACCCCCGAGCAAUGCCCUGGACUUUUUUGGGAGCAAAGCAGGUACCUGGAAAUAUUGGCUGUGCUGACCGGAAGCCCAGGACCUGAGGCUAGCUGUGUCUCCAGUACCACACCUAAAAUAUGUCACAACACUGGCAUUUGUCUUUUUUUUUCUUAAUUUUGCAAUAGGGUCUCAUUAAAUUGCUCAGGCUGGUCUCAAACUUGCAAUCCUCCAGCCUCAGCCCUAGUGCUGGGAUCACAGGGUGUAUCACUACGCCUGACCUUCUAUCUUUUUUCAUUGUUUGGAUUCAAAUUGCUUAUGAAUGUUGAUUUCUGGGAACGUUCCGUGACUGUUGCUGUAGUUAACGUCAAUUGCUGGAGCCGUAUUUAAUAUUGCCAAUGUCAGGGGGACUUCCUGUCUCCCAGAGAGCAUUACAUGUCCUAACUUUAACAGAUGUAGGGUAACCUGGAGUCUCCUUCUUUGUGGGCUCCCAUUUGCCCCUCUUCCAUUCCUUGUGGGUCAGUGAGAGGGAAACAAACCGGCCCCUCACCCAUCAAUCAAUAAACCCUGAGUUUA
Messenger RNA from Peromyscus maniculatus bairdii (prairie deer mouse), 1594 nucleotides. NCBI's taxonomy places the organism in Eukaryota, Metazoa, Chordata, Mammalia, Rodentia, Cricetidae. The record is from RefSeq and is a predicted model, not a curated record.